AACAUUCCUCUCUUGCAUMCUUUGUGACAGGCUCAAGUUUCAAAUGAUUGCAACGAAAUAAUGACCAAUAACAACACAACUGAGCAAAUCGAACAAAGAUGUCAGAAAUACCACUGGCACUGUUUAAAUAAGUUAAUUUUGUGUUUCUCUGCUAGCAGAGUCUCUCUCGUGUUGUAGUGUAGUGAAGAAAUCAAGAGGAUUUCAAUAGCGUGUUCACAGAUAGGCAUCACUUCUGGGCUUGACAGCUGCACGAUAAGAAAAUCAAGGCCGUUAAAGCGGUUAUCAAACGAGUUCCUUCCGAACAUGUACGGACGGCUGCACACAAGGCAAAGCAGUUCGACUCGGAAGAGUCUGUCUUGAUUACAAGGAGCUACAACGGAACUACAACGAGAGAAACUGCUAGCAAGGAACUUUUGUGUCGGACUGUGGUGUAAACCAAUCGGGAAAUCAUUCAAGGAAAUUCCCAUUGAAAUCGGGUAAACAUAUAAAUGUCCUGCAGAGCUGACAUUUCAUCUCAAGUUUAAUUUGUUAAAGACAGUGCCAAAAUCGUUUCAUAGCAACGGAGCAUUGGUUUGAUACUGUGCGGAAAGCAUCGCAAUUAUUCAAAAUGGCGAGAUGUAACUGGUGCUUCAUAGCAGUUUUACCAUUAGCUCAACUUCGAAGGAGGAAGAAGGUUGUACUGUUUAUUUUCCUUGCGAGCUUGGCAGUUUACUUAACUGUACUUCACUCUGGGGCCUCGCAUUUCAGCGACUCGUGGCGCGUGAAUUUGAAUAUGAGUUUUUCUAAUAUGACGAUCAGCGAUCGCCCACAAAUCGGCUUGUGUAUGAAAAAAACCUUUCUAUUUGAUCCAAAUGGCUGGACAAAGUUUCCGUUACUUUUGCCACAAAUCGAGCCAAAUAUAUCAUGCGAAGAAAGACAGCUUUUUAUGGUUGUAGUUGUGAACUCGGACGCUAACGACAUUCGACAUCGCGACAGCAGAACAGCUAUCCGAACUACUUGGGGGAAACCAACAUCUAAUACUCCUUUGAAGUGGAGAUUGUUUUUUUCUCUCGGCUCAAGUCCUGACGUUGCUACAGCGAUGAACAAUAACCACGAAGCGCUUUUACACAAUGAUAUAAUCAUAGGCAACUUCAAUGACUCGUAUAAGAAUAUUAUCAUCAAGACUUUUAUGAGCCAUUUUUGGGUAUUUUCAAGGUUUCAUUGUAAAUACGUUCUCAAAACAGAUGACGAUGUUUAUGUACGUGUACCAUGGGUGUACAACUGGCUCAACAAUGUAACGAUGCCACGUAGGAGAUUUUACGGUGGUUUAAUCGAAUACGUAGCCAAUGUUUUUCGAACUCCUGGAAGCAAGUGGUAUAUCACGGAAGAGCAAUACAAAGGCGAGCAUUGGCCGCCAUUCGCACAUGGCUCGUUCCAAGUUGUUUCCACUGACAUUCUCCCGGAAUAUUUCAAUUAUACUCAAUUCCGUAUGCCUUUUCACGCUGAUGAUGCGUUCUUUGGGGUAGCAGCGAGAGAUUUAGGAAUUAAAGUGACCGAUAUCCCUGGAUUUUGUUUUGUAGUUGGAGCGGAAGAAUGUGAUCUAAAGACUGCAACUGCAAUCUGCCAUGAUAUCUCUCCAACUAGAAUAAUGUCACUUCACGAGACCUACAAGUCUCUUAAAAGAAGUAUAGAGGGCUAUCUAUGACUCAUGUAGUUUGGGAAUUCAGUAUUUGGCAUUGCUGAGACCUUUGAAGGGACUCGCAGUAGCUUUUAAAAGCUGAUUCACACUUUCUAAAGUUUUUUGUUUGUAUUAUAAACUGGUCUGCGUCUUUACUUUCUUCGGCAACAAAACUGUACAAACAAAUUGUGCAUUUAGGAUUUAGUUCGYCUUGAGUAGCUAUGCAAAUUUACAAGAGUUAGCGGAAAGACAUACAUUUGAAUAAAAUUAAAAAAAUAAAAUUGUACUGUUCCUAUCA
This is a messenger RNA of Exaiptasia diaphana, 1955 nucleotides long. RefSeq names its product beta-1,3-galactosyltransferase 5. The transcript is spliced from 2 exons. The record is from RefSeq and is a predicted model, not a curated record. Bases 608 to 1684 code for a protein of 358 amino acids. Lineage: Eukaryota; Metazoa; Cnidaria; Anthozoa; Actiniaria; Aiptasiidae. Gene Ontology annotation, cellular component: membrane. Gene Ontology annotation, molecular function: hexosyltransferase activity.